AUGCUCCCGAUCACCUCGAAUUUGGAGCCGACGACGCAACGCAACAAGGGAUGGCUACUGGUCUAUGUCUGCUCCGGCUACCUCGCCGGACGUUGUAUGAACCCAGAUUGCGAUUGGGCACAUCCAGCGCCGUUGCUCAUGGACCAGGAGCGGAAAAGGAAAUGGCAGCUUGAAAGUCUGUUGGCUGCGGCUCGAACGCGAUACGAAAUUGAACAAACUCUAGCCGCUCAAUCGGAUAGCGCUGGAUGGGCCGCAUUUAGUCAAUCGUUUCAAGGCGAUGAGAAUUCGAAACCGGCUGCAUCUGUUGUGCAAAGCAACAUCGCCAUCCGCGAGACCUCUGGGCCGCGUUUGAGCAUCGGGUCCUGCAUACGGCCUCGGCGACCCAGGUCAAAACUCGUCGCCGGAGUGGCCGAGAUGGUUCCUGAAGCCGUAGAAAUCGGCGAACAAGCAGAGAAGGGCCAAGAAAUGGUAGAGCAACGGCCGGAGGACGAGGACCCGCAAAACCCUAAUGCCCAUGCCGAAGUUCCCGUUGCUGGACACGAUGCAGAUCUUGAGGUCGCCGGAGAUGAACAGAUCUCCAUGGCGGGUCAAGCUGAGGAUGUUCAACAGCUACAAGGAGAAGAUCAGGCUUCGAGGCCGGAGACUGUUUUCAAGGCGACGUCACUUGUUAAGAAACGAUGCAAGCGUGGGAAGUACAUACGGAAGCCGAAGUUCGGAAAGGUUGAAGCUGGAGAAGUGCCACUAGCGACUCGCGCUGGAAGCAUUGAACCGUUGCAGGCAGCUUUGGAUGCACCAACGCCUGGGGCUUUUCCUCAAAAGAAGGUAAUCCGGAAGAGGACACUGAAGCCGGCAAACAACCCGAGGAAGAAGAAGCUCAAGCUCAGCGAGGUCGAGCCUCAGAUUCAGCAUGAAGCCGAUGAGACGGUGGCCGCUGAACAAGUCGAACCAGUUAACGUUGAAGAACCUGCUGAGGGACUGACAACGAGGUCUGGAAAGAUCUGCAAAGUCCCUUCGCCGCUGUGCCGGAAGUAUGGACCUAGAAAGGGGCGGCGAAACCUGAAGCCAGGAUUUCAAGCCAAGCCGCUGCGUGCCGUAUUGCCUCGCAAAGCCAAGCAAGAAGUUGGGCCUCCUGCUGGCAGUAGACAUGGUGCUGACGAUGCCCAAGAAGAGCAAGGCGCCCAAGAAGUUCAACGAGUUCAGCAGCCAACUUCUAGCCGCAUUCAGCUUGCUACUCCGACCACUUCUGAAAUGACCUCGACAAGGAUCAAACUCGGGAGAGGAAAAUAUCAACGCAAGAAGAAGCUGCUGACGGAGCCUGCCGGAGAAGCUGAACAAGUCCAAGCUGAAGGCGAAGCCGUAGACCAACAUAUGCACAAACAACCCCUGUCCUCUGGCGAUAGAGGCGACAUCGAAGAGAUGGUCCGGGCGCACGUCGCCAAGCUGGUCUAUGCGACGGGGGCGAGACCCAACGAUCCUGGCCAAAUCGAUAUGGAUGCAUUACUCGAUGAAUGCGUUCGUCAUUGCUCUACACGAUUGGAGAAGAUGAUGCGCGAACGUCUUGCUCCUGAGCCUCCGGCUCACCAGGCUCGCAACUUCCAAAUGCAAAAACUGAACAAAGCUGCCGUUGCUUCCGAGGAAGGAGCGCCAGCUCAGCCCCCAUUUUUCCAGGUUGGUGAACAACACCUCGACCAGGAUGCCCAGAAACCGAAACAACUGUUCUCCUACUUUGGAGACGAAGACCCGGAAACCCCAACCAAUCAGCAGCCUGGAUGGCUAGGUGUCGAUUGGUGCGCCGCGUCGCCUCCUGCCCUCCAGGAUCCGGGCGAGCAGGACUUGGAGCACGAGGAUCAGCCUCGUGAUCUCGUCGAGGUUCCGGAAACCGCAGCAGCUCAUCCAGCUGAGGACGAUGUUGAGCUAGCAGACGAGGAAGCUGAUCCUAACAUUGAUCAACACCCGGUUGUCGAUGCCACGGAGGAACUUGAGGAACCCGAACUGGCAAAGCUAUCCCAAAGCCAAGCUUCUCAACCGGAGCCGGAAAAUGAAGAACAGUCUGACGCCGAUGAGCUUGCAGUUGUAAAAGCCUGCUUGGACGUCAUAAAUCAAAUUUGUGGCGUGAAUACGGACGGUGCCGACGGGACCAAGAUGGAUUUUGAUGGCCUUGUUCUGGUUGAGGUUCCGCGAUGCCAGGCCGGUCAAGAAGGACAGCCGAUGGCUACGGACCCGAACAUGAAUGCCGAAGAAAACGAGAAUGAAAGCCACAACUUCGCCGAGGUUGCGAAAAUCGACGAAGUCCUCGAAGCGGACAAAGCAAGCUGCGAUGUGAAUGGAAAUGAUGGCAUCGUUGAACAAGAAGAAACCGCACAUGUGCCCGUUUUGAAUGCUGAAGAUGCUGAUCCUCCUGUGCAGCAUCUGUCGGCAUUUCCACUUGGCUACGACCACGAUUAUUGUCGACGGCAGGACGAACCAGUGGCAGCCCCCAAGAGCCAGGAAACCCAGCUGCUAUCGAAAAAUGCAGAACAGCUUGACGGCGAUGAUCAACCAACUGAUGAUGACUGCGUUGACAUGAGGGGCCUUGUUGAAAUCGUGACGGCUGCCGCUGUCGACGACGAAAAAACUGCUGCUCUUGAUGCUGAUGUUCGGCUUGAGGAGCCGCUUUCCGAGACCGGCCAAGAAGUACAGGAGCCCUCCAUGGACCUCAACAUGGGGCACGACGAGGCCGAGCAGGAGGAAGCUGUGGAAAUUCAGACGCUGGAGGACGAGGUGGAUAUU
Mesorhabditis spiculigera is the source of this 2769-nucleotide messenger RNA. The record is from the annotation of a GenBank genome assembly. Lineage: Eukaryota; Metazoa; Nematoda; Chromadorea; Rhabditida; Rhabditidae.